AUGAGACAGAGCUCCUCGGAAGAAAGAUUGACGAUGUACCUAAACAGCCGCCAGCCAUCCCCUGAAGGAGGGGUCCCCUUGAUAGAGCCGUCGAGCAUUCCGCUGAACAUUCCCAUUGUUCAGAACCGUAGGCCGCAGACAGAAUUCAACAGGAGAGGCGAUAAGAAGGGUAUGGUCCAGGUAAUUUCCCCGGCUCCAAACGACAUGUCGAGCCACGAUAGCGAACAGCAGCUUCUACUGUAUAAUUCCGCCCAGAUAUCAUCCAAGACCGAUGAUUGUCGUUACAAAUCUGCUCGAAAUCCCCGCCAGCAGCCGGGUCCAGGCUGUCUGACUGGCUGGAGAGGUGGUCUAAGCAUAGCUGCCGGGUUGACUCUCCUUAUUCUGAUCGGCAACAUCACAAUCCUUGGAGUCUUUUCAUCGCCGGCUUACCGAAGAGACUAUAGUUCUGCUACUGCCCCAAUUCGCACGGGAGAAUGUGACGAGAUCAAGAAAUUGAACUUCGGCAUCCACCUUAUCAUCAACAUCGCGAGUACUCUCUUGCUUGGGGCAAGCAACUAUUGUAUGCAGACCGUUAGUGCUCCUACACGCCAUGAUAUAGACAUCGUCCAUGCUAGUGGUAAAUGGCUACAGAUUGGCGUCCCCAGCCUUCGAAAUCUGAGGUUCAUUGGAAAGAAGAGGGUCUUCGUUUGGCUGUGUCUGGCCAUUACGUCUAUUCCCCUUCACCUGGUUUACAACUCGGUGCUCUUCAUGUCAACCAGCUAUAACAAGUACCGGAUAUACUUUGCCAACGAAAAUUUUGCAUCAUGGGCGCGUUAUGAGGAAAAUAAUUUCAAUAUCACUACAGAAAUGGCGCUGCAGCUCAUAGGCCGCGAGAGAUACCAAGCCUUACCCAACAACGACUGCAUCGAAGCUUAUGCCAAAGAUUUAAUACAAGGCAGGGGGAACGUGAUUCUGGUUAUACAGCCACCAAAGAGCUGCAGUGUCUUCCAAGAAUAUGAACCCCUAGAGGUCUGUACGGCCCCGUCCACUACAUCCUUAUACGCGUCCCAUAACUACAAGCAUGGUGUGAAGUCGGACAGCCAACAGAACUGGUACUACUGGAUAUGCUCCCAGAAGAGUUAUAUUCAGAAAGAUGAGGAAGGCAAGGAUAUAGUCUGCAACAAGGACGCGUGGGAGAGGAAGAUGAGCAACGACAUCUGGGAGGUGGCCGGGGUGAAAGUGAAGUACUGCCUAAGUGAGCAGACGCCCAGCCGGUGUCGGCUUCACAUCGCCACAAACCUCGUCGUUGUAGUCAUUGCUUUCAACUUGGCCAAGUUGCUUCUUAUUACUUUAAUCCUUUUCGGCAACUGGGCUGACUGGGACCCUUUGGUAACUAUCGGCGAUGCUAUUGCAUCAUUCAUCAAACGCCCCGACCCGAAUACAGGGGGGAUGUGUCUAUUGGCGACUGAGGAGAUAAUGGAAUUUUGGGGGAGCAAAUGCACACGGCCCCAAGAGUAUCGGCUGCAGAGUGACCGCUGGGCUUCGGCUGUGAGCACAGGUCGCUGGAUUAUUGCAGUCUGCUUGAUUGCGGCCACAUUGUCUAUUCUCAUUUGCCUCUUGGUUUGGGCUAUUUCCAGCUUGCCUCGCUCCUCCUUGGGGGGCGAUGAUUUCAAAUCCAUCUGGUCGUUGGGCGUUGGCAAAAUCAGUCCAUACACCCUUAUAUCUGCGUGGGACGUUCCCUCUGCAGGCGAUGCGGCAGUUGUUUGCCUUGUUCUUCUUACCAACUUACCACAAGCGUUGUUCUCGUUCCUCUACCUUAUCUUAAAUGGGAUCCUCACUUCUAUGGUAGCUUCACGGGAAUGGACUGAUUACGCAUGCCAUGUUCCUAAAGCCCUCCGUGUCUCUUUUCCAAGGAGAGGACAACGAUCUACGUUUUUCUUGGGGCUACCAUAUCGGUACAGCCUGCCAUUAAUCAUUAGUUCGGUAUUGAUGCACUGGCUUAUCUCACAGAGCUUUUUCAUGGUGCAGAUGGUUGAGGUUCGCACGUGGGAGUCUCAAAAGGACCAAGAGGAUAUCAAAAUAACGGACAUCACAACCACGGCCGGGUAUUCUCCCCUAGCCAUGUUUCUAGCAGGCUUCGUCCUGCUGGUAGUCUCGUCCACAAUAGCUAGGCUGGGGGGGCUCAGAUUCAAGCAAGGCAUGCCAUUGACCGGGAGCUGCAGCGUAGGCAUCGCAGCCGCGUGCCAUGCGUACGAGAAAACAUCGAGCCGAAAACCGUUGGCAUGGGGUGUGGUGGUUCCGGCCAAUCGCACUCUGGAUGGUGUUGGACAUUGCUCCUUCUCCAACAAGCAGGUAGACCUGCCAGAGCCAGGGAGCUGGUAUGCUUGA
Messenger RNA from Clonostachys solani, 2367 nucleotides. NCBI's taxonomy places the organism in Eukaryota, Fungi, Ascomycota, Sordariomycetes, Hypocreales, Bionectriaceae. The record is from the annotation of a GenBank genome assembly.